AACUCACCUUGGCGAGACUGGAAGGUGCAAAAACUAGUCGCAAAGUAUCAACACCUAAACAACCACCAACUUUUGCCUGCAAGGAGUCACCCAUCACGCACAUGCUGAGUAAAGUGUCUCCUAUCUAUCAACGACCAAACGUGUUCUUCCCCCUUCGAUCCCGAAUCCGAAGCACGCACCAGAAGCACCAAGGGUUUUGCGACGCGAAUCAUCGAUAUCCCCAGCACUGCCGGCCGCGCACCUGCAGUAGUGACCGCAACCGAACUUUAACACGCCCGGUGCCAUUUCGACAAACUUAAACCAACCCACCACCUACAACACCCAAAUAACAACCACCACAACAACUUCACAAUGGGCAAACGCAAAAAGUCGUCAAGAAAGCCGCAGGGUCCCAGGAGGAACGAUCCCCUUCCCACCGUCUUCACAUGCCUGUUCUGCAACCACGAACGAUCCGUCAUCGUCAAGCUCGACAAGAAGGCCGGCGUCGGCUACCUCGACUGCAAGAUCUGCGGCCAAAAGUUCCAGUGCCCCGUCAACUACCUCGAUGCUGCGGUAGAUGUCUAUAGCGCCUGGGUAGACGCUGCAGAUGCGGUUGCCCAAGAAGCCGAGGCAAGCGCAAAAGCAGCAUCCUACUCCAAUAGCCGGUCAACGGGCGGGCGGCCAGCGGCGUCAAGCCGAAGAGCUGCCGAUAUCGACGAAGAUGAUGAGGAUGACGAUAGAGGCUAUGGCGGAUCCGGCGUCGAGGUUGAUGACGAUGACUACGACUAAAAGACAUCAACGACCCGACGUCACGUCCACAUAGCCGGCUGGCUUUUUUCUCUUUUUAAUCUCCAAUAUCUCACGGGGUCAUGGUUGACUGAGCGAAAGGUUUAUAAAGGGUCAUUAUCAUCAUCACGAUAGGCGAAGCCGAGCCGGAUCUCGAUGCCAGUUCCCAUUUCGAUGAACAGCAGCACGAAACUCAUUUUGUUACUUUUCCAGAGUGGGUAUUCCAUUACUACGCUUGACGCCAUUUCCCAAAGUCAAUCUUCACUACCAGGAAGUCAGCACAACCAACGAUAUCUACGCCCCUUCACACUUUACAUGGAGUAAUAGCGAU
Messenger RNA from Neurospora tetraspora, 1096 nucleotides. RefSeq lists its product as uncharacterized. Gene Ontology annotation, biological process: transcription elongation by RNA polymerase II. The coding region runs from base 352 to 768 and encodes 138 amino acids. Gene Ontology annotation, molecular function: RNA polymerase II complex binding. The record is from RefSeq and is a predicted model, not a curated record. Gene Ontology annotation, cellular component: transcription elongation factor complex. The transcript has 4 exons. NCBI's taxonomy places the organism in Eukaryota, Fungi, Ascomycota, Sordariomycetes, Sordariales, Sordariaceae.